CUUUUCUCCUACCUGACUCUCUCUCCCUCUCUCUCCGUUUUGUUGUUUAAAUUUCUCACUAAACGUAACCGUUUCAUAUAGCAUUACAAUGUCUCGCCGUGGUGGCGGUGGUCGGAGACCAGAAUCGAACCGCGAUCAACAAUCUGCUUCUCCAUCGCCGUCGUUUAAUCGCGGUGGUGGUGGUGGACGUGGCGGUGGGGGUAGAGGCCGAGUUGGACCGUACGCUCAACAUGCUGCUCCUCCUCCGCCGGCUGCAUCAGACUUUCCGUCUCUCUCUCGCACUCCGAUGACUACUACUUCAUCAACUGCUGCGGCUGCUCGUCCUGUUGUACCCUCACCAUUAUUAUCAAGAGCGCCACCCGCUGCGGCUGCUCCAACACCUUCACCGGCGUCAUCAAGUGCGCCGCCCGCUGCUGGUGCGGCGUCGGCUUCGAGCUCUCCUUCUGUGGAGAAGCUGAGACAGGAGGUGGAGCAGAAGCUUACCACUAGAGAUCCGGCGGCUCCUCCGGCGUCUUCAAAGGCGGUUCGGUUUCCUAGCAGACCGGGUUACGGGAAGGCGGGGAUGAAAUGCGUGGUUAGGGCUAACCAUUUUUUGGUUGACGUGGCUGACAGAGAUCUUCAUCAAUACGAUGUGAGCAUAAAUCCGGAAAUUACAUCAAAGAAGGUUAACAGGGAUGUUAUAUCUCAGCUUAUUCGUUUGUUUCGUGAGUCACACCUGGGCAACCGAAGGGCAGCUUAUGAUGGCAGAAAAAGUAUUUACACUGCAGGGCCUUUACCUUUUGAAUCUAAAGAAUUUGUUGUUAAGCUUCCUGAUUCUGAUGGGAAUGCUGCUGGGUCUUCUUCUGCUUCAUCCAAGAAGAGGGAACGUGAAUUCAAGGUAGUAAUUAAGUUUGCAUCUAAGGCCGAUCUUCAUCAUCUCAAGCAAUUCUUAAUUGGUAGACAAAUGGAUGCUCCCCAAGAAACUAUUCAAGCUCUCGACAUUGUUCUUAGGGCAACACCUUCAGAGAAGUACACUAUUGUUGGGAGGUCAUUUUUCUCACCUGAGUUGGGGAGAACAGGAGUGCUCGGUGAUGGUGUAGAGUACUGGAGAGGAUACUAUCAAAGCCUUCGGCCAACGCAGAUGGGGCUUUCUCUUAAUAUAGAUGUGUCAGCCAGAGCAUUCUAUGAGCCUGUUUUAGUGACAGACUUUGCCGCUCAAUACUUGAGGUUGAGAGACAUGUCACGGACUAUCUCUGAUCAAGAUCGGCUUAAGCUAAAAAAAGCUUUGAGAACUGUGAAAGUGAAACUAAGUCAUGGGGCGUAUACUAAAAGCUACAAGAUUACUGGCUUAUCCACUAAGCCACUGAAUCAAAUCUUUUUCACCUUGGAUGAGAAGAGUGUAGACAUAUCAGUUGUUCAGUAUUUUCGUGAAAAAUACAGUAUUGCGCUUAAGUAUACGUCCUUGCCUGCCCUUCAAGCUGGAAGUGAUUUAAAACCCAUUUACUUGCCCAUGGAGCUUUGUACGAUUGCGGGUGGUCAAAGGUACAUUAAGAAACUUAAUGAAAGGCAGGUAACAGCGCUGCUCAGAGCAACCUGUCAACGCCCUCACGAUCGAGAAGAAAGCAUUAAACAGAUGGUUAAGCAUAAUGGUUACAACAAAGAUGAACUUGUAAGGGAUGAAUUCGGAAUUUCAGUGAAGGAAGAACUAACAUAUGUCGAUGCCCGAGUUUUGCCUCCUCCCAUGCUUAAAUAUCAUGAGACCGGAGGGGAGAAAAGUGUUGAUCCUCGCUGUGGACAAUGGAAUAUGAUUAAUAAGAAAUUGAUUAAUGGUGGGAGAGUAGAUUUCUGGGCAUGUGUCAACUUCUCUUCACACAUCAAUAGAGAUGUGCCUGCUGACUUCUGUAGGCAACUGAUUCAGAUGUGUGUCAGCAAGGGAAUGGUGUUCAACCCAAAUCCUAUAAUUCCAAUAAUUUCAGCUCAUCCUGGGCAAAUUGAGAGGGUUCUUGUCGAUGUUCACAAGCAGUGCAUGGAGAAGAAGGCAAAGCUGCAGCUGUUGAUUAUUAUUCUACCUGAUGUCAGCGGCUCUUAUGGGAAAAUCAAGAGAAUUUGUGAAACAGAAUUGGGAAUUAUGUCUCAGUGUUGUCAACCCAAGCAAGCAACAAAAAUGAGCAAACAGUAUUUUGAGAAUCUAUCUCUGAAAAUUAAUGUCAAGGUUGGGGGACGAAACACUGUGUUAAAUGAUGCUUUCAUGAGGAGGAUGCCUCUUGUGUCUGAUCGUCCUACGAUCAUCUUUGGUGCCGAUGUAACCCAUCCAUCUCCAGGAGAGGAUUCUAGUCCGUCAAUAGCAGCAGUAGUGGCUUCUAUGGACUGGCCUGAGGUAACAAAAUAUAGAGGACUUGUCUCUGCCCAGGCUCACCGUGAGGAAAUGAUCCGUGAUCUAUAUAAAUCAAAUGUGGAUCCACAGAAGGGAAUAACUCAUUCUGGAAUGGUUAGGGAGCUGUUGAUUGCAUUUAGAAGAGAAACUGGGCAUAAACCUCACAGGAUUAUAUUCUACAGAGAUGGUGUUAGUGAGGGCCAGUUCAGUCAAGUAUUGCUGGAGGAGAUGGAUGCCAUUCGACAGGCCUGUGCUUCGCUGGAAGCUGGGUAUCUUCCACCUGUAACCUUCAUUGUGGUGCAGAAAAGGCACCAUACUCGACUUUUUCCAGUUGAACGUGGUCAGACAGACAAAAGUGGCAAUAUCCUACCAGGUACUGUUAUUGACACUAAAAUUUGCCACCAGAGGGAGUUUGACUUCUACCUGAACAGUCAUGCCGGAAUACAGGGAACCAGCAGACCGACACAUUACCAUGUGCUGUAUGAUGAAAAUCAGUUCACUGCAGAUAACCUACAGAUGCUGACUAACAAUCUGUGUUACACGUAUGCGAGGUGCACUCGUUCUGUGUCAAUAGUUCCUCCGGCGUAUUAUGCCCAUUUAGCAGCUUUCCGUGCUCGAUAUUACAUUGAGGGUGAAAUAUCAGAUGGUGGCUCCACUGGUGGGUUGAACACAACAGGAAGAGUUAGAGAAGUUCAGGCUCUCCCGGCCAUCAAAGACAAUGUUAAAGAAUUUAUGUUUUACUGCUGAGGUUUUGGGCCAUGUUGGGUAGACUUUUUUUGCACAUAACAAGUGUUGGUAGUUAUCUACUCUAUACCUAGUCUUUUUGUUUGGUCCCAAACACUAAUUUUUGAGCCUCUACUUAUUAUUAUUUUGCAGCAGAGCAGAGGUUGUUAUGGAGGUUGGUUAGAAUUUACACUUUAGAACUUAAACAAAAUAGGGCUUGUUUGGGAAUUUUGCUUAAACUCAUUGUAAAUUCCUUGCUUAAUGGUCAGCCAUUCUAAUGUCUCA
Mercurialis annua (annual mercury) is the source of this 3361-nucleotide messenger RNA. Its product is annotated as protein argonaute 5. Gene Ontology annotation, cellular component: cytoplasm. Gene Ontology annotation, biological process: regulatory ncRNA-mediated post-transcriptional gene silencing. The coding region runs from base 89 to 3100 and encodes 1003 amino acids. The record is from RefSeq and is a predicted model, not a curated record. The transcript has 22 exons. Gene Ontology annotation, molecular function: RNA binding; protein binding. Lineage: Eukaryota; Viridiplantae; Streptophyta; Magnoliopsida; Malpighiales; Euphorbiaceae.